Messenger RNA from Suncus etruscus (white-toothed pygmy shrew), 387 nucleotides. RefSeq names its product collagen alpha-1(XVIII) chain-like. Lineage: Eukaryota; Metazoa; Chordata; Mammalia; Eulipotyphla; Soricidae. The record is from RefSeq and is a predicted model, not a curated record. Bases 2 to 286 code for a protein of 94 amino acids. The transcript is spliced from 2 exons.
CAUGGUGGCCUUUGGCGUCAAGCUGGACGCCGUCCCCCAGGACGUGCAUCUGCUCUACCCGGAGCCGCUCCUUUCCCUUUUCCGGCCACGGGGUGUGCCUGGCGCUGAGCGGGUGCAGGCUCUGGGCCACGCUCUUCGUGGACUGCAUGGAGGUGCAGUGACCCUCGGGGCAGGCCUGCAGCUCGAACCUGGUGCCGGCCUCUUCCUGGCACAGGUAGGAGCCCAUGACUUCGACAAGUUCCAGCCAGAGACCCCUUUCUUGUUUAGGGGACGAUCGCAGAGCUGAGGAUCCGCAGGGACCCCCAUGUGACCCCCAGCUCUGCCUGGAGGACGCUGAGGACGACAGUGAUGAGGACGGGGUGAAUACUGGCCCAGCGCCGGACUGAG